UAUAUACUACCUACUGUUUGCAAUUGAUCAUUUCCGCAGAGCAAUAAAUAUAUAUAUAUAUAUAUUAUUUAUGGGAUGCAAUAGAGGCAAACAGAUGAAGAGGUUGAGAAGAAGAAGUGAUCAGGAAAUGGGUCGCCCGUCGGUCCGAAUGAGGGUAAAGAAGCUGCAGAAACUGAUACCAGGAGGCCAAGGCUUGAACCCUGAUAGGCUUCUGCUUAGAACAGCAGACUAUAUCUUGCUUCUCAGGCUGCAGAUUGAUGUUUUGCAAACUCUUUCUCAGCUCUCAGACUCUCUGAUGACGGACUAAUUAAUGCUUCUUCUUACUUCCAUGCACCCCUUAAUUUUCGUCUUGGUCCAAAUUUUGAACAUUUUGUGGUGUUAAGUUUACUGUUAAUUAUGAUCACUUACCUGAUCAGAAAGUUGGUUUCAUUUUGUUAUAGUACAGUACUUGUGUUCGCAAGAACCACAAUUACCAAAGAAGAAGAGAAGGGUUCGCAAGAACCCUUUGGAUCAUUCCUAGAACAGGGUUUUAACGUAGUUUUGUUGAUGGUGUAAGCUUUUAUCGAGCUACUAUUACAGUGUUGAAAAGAUUCUGGGGGAAUCAAAGUUAAUUUUGGGGGA
Messenger RNA from Sesamum indicum (sesame), 621 nucleotides. RefSeq lists its product as uncharacterized. Lineage: Eukaryota; Viridiplantae; Streptophyta; Magnoliopsida; Lamiales; Pedaliaceae. The record is from RefSeq and is a predicted model, not a curated record. Gene Ontology annotation, biological process: regulation of DNA-templated transcription.